AUGGACGCCAAGCGUUUCACUACCUUCUCUGCCGGGCCUGGCGCAUGCGGCUUUGUGAAGCAGUGGUACUACAUGCACAACCAUCCUUGGGAAUUCCGGAAAGCAUGCGACGAAGGCAUGAUGAAGUUGCUGCCAGUGCACAAGAAGAGCGAGACACAGCCGGACCAGCCCGUGUACAUGACCAACGUUCAGUACGAAAUGUGGGCUGGCGGCGUUUUUGGAAGCUACUUCCCGAAUGCGGCGCGAGCCUUCGGCGACGAAGCGUCUUACAAGUACUCUCUGAUCCACACCAUGCACCCAGUGCACAAGUUCUACGAGUACUGCAAGGCAGAUUGGGACCGGUACCAGAAGAUGUUCCAGGAGAACUGCAAGGGCUGCGCGGACAAGAACGUGCCGUACCCCUACACCCUGGAUCACGUCAAGAGCUGGUUCGACGAGUACAACACGAAGUUGAACUGCGCGACGAGCAUGGAGGGCCCUGACGAGAAGUUCCGAAAGAGCACCAUCGAAGUGUUCCGAAAGAGCGAUGUGGCUCUCCAGCGCGAGCUCAUCCCCAACCUAGUGAAGGAGUUCAAGCUGGUCAAGAACGUGAAGGACGGAGAAGAUCCGUUCACCCAAGUUGUGGCCAACAAGGUCUAUGAGUUGAAGAAGCCGCUGACGUCUUCGAACUCCGAGUCUUGCAUGAACUUCGACGACCAGCAGACGAAUCUGUGGAAGGACCUGGUUUCCGAUGGCUUCACUUGCCACAUCGAAGACGUGCCCUGCACAUCUGCAGGGGCUUUCCUGGACGGGUCGGCGUGGGCAAAGAUCGUUGGACUUUUGGACAAGCUCAAAGCCGAGUGA
This is a messenger RNA of Symbiodinium sp. CCMP2456, 843 nucleotides long. Lineage: Eukaryota; Dinophyceae; Suessiales; Symbiodiniaceae. The record is from the annotation of a GenBank genome assembly.